Thlaspi arvense is the source of this 2453-nucleotide messenger RNA. The record is from the annotation of a GenBank genome assembly. NCBI's taxonomy places the organism in Eukaryota, Viridiplantae, Streptophyta, Magnoliopsida, Brassicales, Brassicaceae.
GUUGCCCUUUAACUUGAGCUCCCCUACCCUUCUCUUCCUCUUCCCACUCUCUCUCUCUCUCUCUCUCUGCUCCUUUUUCAUCUUCCUCUAACCUUCACAUCCUGCAUCUUCUUCGCUACUGAUUAAUCUCCGUUAAUGGCGCAUCAGAUCUAAACCUCGGAUAUAUAACGCCUUAGCUCUUGUUCAAACGCUUGCCAAUUUUCGUAUCUGGGUCGAUCUUCGAGAUCUCGAGGAUUAUCGCCGCACCGCAAUGCAUAAGCGAGUGGCCUUGUCGUUCCCAGAAGAAGUGCUGGAGCACGUGUUCUCGUUUAUACACGUGGACAAGGAUAGGAACUCGGUGUCCCUGGUGUGCAAGUCAUGGUACGAGAUCGAGCGGUGGUGCAGGAGGAAAGUCUUCAUUGGGAACUGUUACGCCGUGAGCCCAGCGACGGUGAUCCGGAGGUUCCCGAAAGUGAGAUCCGUGGAGCUGAAGGGGAAGCCUCACUUCGCUGACUUUAAUUUGGUGCCCGAUGGAUGGGGAGGUUACGUGUACCCUUGGAUUGAGGCGAUGUCGUCGUCCUACACGUGGCUUGAGGAGAUAAGGCUGAAGCGGAUGGUGGUGAGCGACGAGUGCUUGGAGCUCAUCGCCAAGUCGUUUAAGAAUUUCAAGGUUCUCGUGCUUUCUUCCUGCGAUGGCUUCUCCACCGAUGGCCUCGCUGCCAUCGCUGCCAGUUGCAGGAAUCUGAAAGAGCUUGAUUUGCGUGAGAGUGAUGUUGACGAUGUAAGCGGGCACUGGCUUAGCCAUUUCCCAGAUACGUACACAUCUUUGGUUUCACUCAACAUCUCAUGCUUAGCCUCCGAGGUCAGUUUCUCUGCGCUGGAAAGGCUGGUGAGUAGGUGUCCCAAUCUCAAGUCUCUGAAGCUUAACCGAGCUGUUCCUCUUGAAAAGUUGGCCACUUUACUUCAACGAGCACCUCAAUUGGAGGAAUUAGGCACCGGCGGGUACACUGCUGAAGUGAGGCCAGAUGUGUUCUCUGCUUUAUCUGUGGCUCUCUCUGGGUGCAAGAAGUUGAAGUGUUUAUCUGGGUUUUGGGAUGCUGCUCCUGCCUAUCUUCCAGCAGUUUAUUCUGCUUGCAGUCGGCUUACAACUUUGAACCUGAGCUAUGCGACAGUCCAGAGCUAUGAUCUUGUCAAGCUUCUUAGUCAGUGUCCUAAAUUGCAGCGCCUGUGGGUGCUGGACUAUAUCGAGGAUGCUGGUCUUGAGGUACUUGCUUCAACCUGUAAGGACCUUCGCGAGCUCAGAGUGUUUCCGUCUGAGCCUUUCGUCAUGGAGGCAAACGUUGGACUGACAGAACAAGGGCUUGUCUCCGUCUCCAUUGGCUGUCCGAAACUUGAGUCGGUUCUGUACUUCUGCCGUCAAAUGACAAAUGCUGCGUUGGUAACCAUUGCUAGGAACCGUCCCAACAUGACUCGCUUCAGGUUGUGCAUCAUAGAGCCCAAAGCGCCAGACUAUCUGACUCUAGAGCCGCUGGAUGUGGGGUUUGGAGCCAUAGUGGAGCACUGCAAAGAGCUCCGGCGGCUCUCCCUAUCAGGGCUAUUGACGGACAAGGUUUUCGAGUACAUUGGGACAUAUGCAAAGAAGAUGGAAAUGCUGUCAGUGGCGUUUGCGGGAGACAGUGACUUGGGGAUGCAUCAUGUGUUGUCGGGGUGCGAAAGCCUGAGGAAACUAGAGAUAAGGGACUGCCCGUUUGGAGACAAGGCGCUGUUGGCGAAUGCUUCAAAGCUGGAGACAAUGCGAUCCCUUUGGAUGUCUUCUUGUUCCGUGAGUUUUGGAGCCUGCAAGUUGUUAGGACAGAAGAUGCCAAAGCUAAAUGUGGAAGUCAUCGAUGAAAGGGGUCCACCAGACUCGAGACCCGAGAGCUGCCCUGUUGAGAGAGUGUUCAUAUACAGAACAGUGGCUGGCCCUCGGUUUGACAUGCCUGGCUUCGUCUGGAACAUGGACCAACACUCGACCAUGAGCUUUUCCAGGCAAAUCAUCACUACUAACGGGUUAUAAAAACUACAAACGAGGUACAUUUUUUCAUUAAUCCUUGUGUUCUUCACCCAUCGUUCCAGUUCAGGAACACGGGAGAAAGAUGGAGAGAGAGAGAGAGAGAGAGAGAGAGCUGUGUCGCCAUUGAAUUGAAUUAUGGGCUUCUUCAUAUAACCACCAAGCUCGUGAGCAAUAAUAAGUGAAGAAAAGAGAGAGAGAAAGACUUUGGUCUUUUUGUGUUUUUAUAUAAGAAUUUGUAUUGGUUGUCUGUUUGUUUGUCUACUUACUGAGAGAGAUCCUGGUGGGGUAUUAUUUUCUUGAGAGGGAGGAUAAGAGCUUUUUUUCAAAAGACUGUCAAAAAUUGUAACUGCUUCACUUGUUUGGACUCUUUUUUAUCCUUUUCAAGUGUUUGGUCUCUUGUCUUUGCCAUUUCAUUUGUUCA